AUGUGUCUACUGGGCUGCAGCGAGACGACAUUCAAGGAGGCGAGUAGCCGCAUCAUCGAGGGAUCCUGCUGGCCUUGUCGCAAGAGACGGGUGAAGUGUGAUUUGGGGAGACCGGCGUGCUCGCGGUGCAUGGGCAGUGGACAACAGUGCGUUUAUGGGUCGCAGCCCGUUCGAUGGGUUGGUGGGAGUUCCCUACGAGGCCGGCGGGCGGCGACGGCGUCCUACGGCCAUCAGCAUUCACCCGAACUUUCCCAUGUAGGCAAUACGAACGCCGAUCUUGUGUCUGGUCCAUCAUUCGACCACAGCCCUACGCGGUCUCUUAUUAAGACGCCGAAAAGAGAGCUCACUUUAUCACCCUCACCGUCCACGCCUGCCCUCGACGAUGCCGGCCUCGCCGGGUAUUUCCAGAAUGCAGUGUUACCGCGAUUCCAGUUGAGCGACGACCAACUGUCAGCCGACCUUACAAAGCUACUGAGCAAUCCGACUUUCCAAAGAGCCAUUUCAGCGGUCUCAAGGGCACACUACUCUCUGCUCUCGAAAGAAGACCCGCAAAGCACAGCCCUAGUCCGAAGCAGAACUCGACACGCCGCCAUAGCCAGCUUUCGCCAAAGUCUGCAAGAAGGAGCAUGUUCCCGCAAGACAGUUCAGGAGCUCUUCAGCAUCAAUGUCCUCCUCGGCAUCCUCGACGGGAUGAUCGAGCCCACCAAUGAUCCUGAUGCCGCUCGAUUCCAUCUCAACGGUGGUUUCGCCAUGCUCAAGCGCUGGACCAAGACGGCCGCCAAUAUGCUGACGGACGGCGGUCUGAAUGGACAUCUCAUCUCCGUCUUCGCCACGAUGGAUCUCGUACACGCUCUACUAAGCGGCGACAAACCCUUCUUCGAAUCAAACAUCUGGCCCAUGUUCGCCGGCGUGACAGCAUGGUUUGGUCGUCUCAAGCACGACGACCGCUUCUUGAUUCUACUCAAAGCCCACGCUGAGAUGGCCGCCCUCGGCAAUAUCAUCAAAACACAUCUCCCUGACGAAGAUGGCGUGAUCCUGGUCCAGAGGUGUCUCUCCCCGAUCGAAUCCAUGCUCCAACCACCCGCUUGCUCCCCACCUCCCUCUCUCGAUGUCCACCUCACCGAAUGGGCGCACUUCUGCUCCCUUUACGAAAUCGCCGGCAUCAUCUACUACCACCGCGCCCUGCGCAUGCGUCCCGUCGACGACGGAGACGUGCAGAUCGGUGUACGAGCCGGUGUCGCUAAAGUCGUCGGCGGUGUUCUCCCAGGCAUGCUCGCACACUGUACAAUCCUACCCAUGCUGGUCAUCGGAGCCCAUUGCAUCUACCCUCAGGACCGUCGGGCGAUCUCUCUGGCGCUGGAUCCGACGGUGUCGUAUCUUUCUUUUGGGAACUUGCCUGUUAUGUUGGAUUUCUUGAAGGUUACGUGGGAUAGGGGGAUGAUGCGUGCGACGUGGUGGGAUAUGUUUAAGGAUGUUGCGGAGAGGAUUUUUCUUUUCUGA
Zasmidium cellare ATCC 36951 is the source of this 1500-nucleotide messenger RNA. RefSeq lists its product as uncharacterized. The transcript has 2 exons. Gene Ontology annotation, molecular function: DNA-binding transcription factor activity, RNA polymerase II-specific; transcription cis-regulatory region binding; zinc ion binding. Bases 1 to 1500 code for a protein of 499 amino acids. Gene Ontology annotation, biological process: positive regulation of transcription by RNA polymerase II. Gene Ontology annotation, cellular component: nucleus. Lineage: Eukaryota; Fungi; Ascomycota; Dothideomycetes; Mycosphaerellales; Mycosphaerellaceae. The record is from RefSeq and is a predicted model, not a curated record.